UUUGAGAUUACAUACUUGGGCUGGCAGCAUCUGGAUCAUUCAAUGCUGUGUGUUGCCCUUGUGGUUACAUUUUGAUUCAAUGUUUCCUGGCCUGCAGUACACUCUCCUGUGUAUACAUUUGUCUUGUGAUUUUAUAAUCUGCUGCAGGGCAUUUCUUCCAUAUUACCGCUGUUUUUCCCAUUAUUUCCCGGUAUUGAUGUGUCCUGUUUCCCCAGUACUGAUAUUAAUCUGGAUCAUUCAAUGCUGUGUGUUGCCCUUGUGAUUAC
Messenger RNA from Fomitopsis serialis, 266 nucleotides. RefSeq lists its product as uncharacterized. The transcript has a single exon. The coding region runs from base 80 to 262 and encodes 60 amino acids. Lineage: Eukaryota; Fungi; Basidiomycota; Agaricomycetes; Polyporales; Fomitopsidaceae. The record is from RefSeq and is a predicted model, not a curated record.